Messenger RNA from Westerdykella ornata, 4096 nucleotides. RefSeq lists its product as uncharacterized. Gene Ontology annotation, molecular function: RNA polymerase II general transcription initiation factor binding; TBP-class protein binding; histone acetyltransferase activity. The record is from RefSeq and is a predicted model, not a curated record. The transcript is spliced from 3 exons. Gene Ontology annotation, cellular component: transcription factor TFIID complex. Bases 345 to 3680 code for a protein of 1111 amino acids. Gene Ontology annotation, biological process: transcription by RNA polymerase II; RNA polymerase II preinitiation complex assembly. NCBI's taxonomy places the organism in Eukaryota, Fungi, Ascomycota, Dothideomycetes, Pleosporales, Sporormiaceae.
CUCCAAACGCCAGUCGCUGGUGUCGCAAGACCGCUCACAAAGCUCAGCCGACAAUCCUUUCAACCGCGCCAGCAGACUGCCCUGUCGACUGCAGAGCAGCGCUCUUUCAUACAGCCACUGUCCGUUCCACGAUCGGUGUCUUACCCUGAAGUCGACUGGGAGACCGACAAUACCCUCCGCUCACGGCGGCGUGGGCUUUCACACCUACUGCGCCUUACGCACCUGCGACCCUACUCACAUUUAUCACACCUUCUCUUUUUCGAUCAUAUCCGCGAACGUGUACCUAUACGGACCCAACUACACCGCACGCCACGGCUCGACCGUAACCCCACGCUCAUGCGAUCAUGGACCUGAACGAGCAGUCUCGGGAGCAAGGUCAAGACCAAAGGGAAGAAGAUGAUGACCUUGCGAGGCUCUUUGCCGACGCCGGGGCUGACGUAGCGGCGGCCAACUCAUUCUUAGAAGAAAUUGGAGGGCGUGAACUGGAGAUAGGAGAGAAGGCGGAUGAUGCGGUGGACUAUGAAGACAUAUCAGACGAUGACCUUCCAGAUGAGGAGCCUGUGGAAGGUGAAGGGGAGGCGGACGGACUUCCGCAGCUCAGCGGCAGCACUGUGAAGGACACUGCGGAGGAAAGCUUCGACCAAGAUGAUGAUCUGGACGAGUUGUUCGGUGGCGGUUCCAGCCCUGUCCAUGAGCGGUCACACCUAGACGACCUCUUUGAUGAUGAAGACCACGCUCCUAGCGAAGGUGCCAAGGUCGCGCAACCCGCUGCCCGUACCGUGGAGCCAAGCGUGGAAGAAGAGUUCACCGAUCCCAAGGCACUGAGAGAUUAUCUAGAGCAGAAGGCACUCUUCGACAUGGCCGCGAGGCGCGGGCCAGACGUACCUCCUCCGCCGCAGACUGAUCGUGAGACCGUCGAACGCCUCUGGCCCAAUUUCGACCCUGAUAAGCCUCCCCGAUUCCAUAGCUUGCUGCCUAAGAAACACGCUUUCUAUGUUGGUCGGGCUCCUCUAAAGCCACCCAAACCCCUGCAGCUGAAUAAGGUCAGUCUGGAUCUUGCCCCGGACCAAGAGAAGGCGUUCCGGCUGCCGACCACCACUGUAAACCCGAAGACAGGCCGGCAGCUUGAUGUCGUCGAGGGAAGUCUUAUCCAUAUCCUUCAGGAGAACAAGGAACAGAUUGAGGAUCAGGAAGAUGAGGAUAUGAUGGAUAUUGACCCCUUGGACGACGCAGAACGCAUCGGGAAUGUGACGGUGAGCGACCUGAAGAUAGCUUGCGAAGACUGGGAGCAUUUCGGUCUGGAGAGUUCCUCUGACGAGGAGGGUCCUGAAACUCCGCCGCACGCUGGUAUGGAUGGGGAUGACUGGCUUCGCAAUCUGGCUCUUGUUAAGCCCAAGAAGCGCAAGUUCAACGAUAUGUCGACGUCGCUGCAGUUCACGGUCUAUGACAAUGUCGGGUUCCUGAAUUGGGACGAUCCCGAGGCUGCAACGGAGCACGUCGCCAAGAAAGUCAUACUGGACAUGAAUGACCCGCAUCUCCUGCUGGAUGUUCAACAGCCCAAUGCAGAGGAGGUCAAGAAACCUCGCCCGACCUCCCUCGCGCUCAAGCGAGAUAAUCGCGGUAGUCUCGCCAAUCCCAUGUUCAAGCGUUACAAUAUCUCCAACGACGAAGCGUACGAUGCGCUCAAAGAGAACAACCAGCAGAAGGUCCGGAGCACUUUGGGUCACAUGAACAUCGAGCACAGUCUGCCGGCACUCAAGCUGCAAUAUCCGUUCUACAAGGUCAACCUCAGCGAUCGUGAGCUUCGAUCGUUCCAUCGCCCCACCAUUCACUUCCGGGCGGGCGAACGCGUUCAAAUCGAGGCAAUAAAGCAGCAUAUCAAGAGAAAGCACAAGAAGAACCUCAAACCGUCGGAGGCGUUCGCCAUUGCCGAGGAUCUCAAUAUCGGCGAUACGUCCGACCUUCUCCUCGCAGAGUAUUCUGAAGAGUACCCGACCACGCUAUCAAAUCAUGGAAUGGGCAACAAGAUCAUCAACUACUAUCGCCGGAAGGAUGCUGAGGACACCUCUCGUCCCAAGCAGGAGCUUGGUGAGACAAUGGUGCUUCUGCCUCAGGACAAGAGUCCGUUCUCCAUCUUCGGCACUGUCGAGCCUGGGCAAACUGUACCAACAUUGCUCAACGCUAUGUAUCGUGCACCUGUCUUCCAGCACACCCCCAAGCCCACCGACUUUCUGGUCAGCAGGAGUCACACAGGCGUGCACGGCUCUAAAUACUAUAUGCGAAACAUUCAGAACUUGGUCGUGGUAGGCCAGCAGUUCCCUUCGGUUGAGGUACCGGGCACGCAUGCUCGAAAGGUGACCGAGGCUUCGAAGAAGCGACUGAAAAUGCUUGCCUUCCGCCUUUACCGGAAGGGUCAGCAGCGCAACGCUCGUCAACCGUGGGUUAGCAACGAGAUGAUCAAGCAUCACCUGCCUGGGACAGAGAUUGCGCAGAAUCGCUCGCGUAUGAGGGAGAUUAUGAAGUACGAGAAAGAGACAGGAACUUGGAGGCCUCAAGACGGCGAAACCAUUCCGGACGAGCCAUCCCUUCGGACUUGGAUCAAGCCUGAGGACAUCUGCCUCAUCGACUCCAUGCAUGCAGGGGACAGGCACCUCAAUGAUGCUGGAAUCAAGACCAAGGAUCUCAAGGACGAUGAGGAAGGCGAGGAAGGCGAGAGUCUCGAGCUCAAACUUGCACCGUGGAACACGACCAAGAACUUCUUGAACGCUUGCCAAGGGAAAGCAAUGCUAGAACUCCACGGUGCUGGCGACCCGACUGCUCGUGGGGAGGCAUUCAGUUUCAUCAAGGUCUCCAUGAAAGGCGGCUUCAAGGAUGUCGGCGAGAGCGUAGGUGAUAAGCUCGAUGCGAAGAAGGUCAAGGAGCUGGGCGGCCACAGCUACAAUGUAGCUCAGCAGCAAAAGCGCUACGAAGAGGCCAUCCAGCGUAUCUGGAAAAAGCAGGCGCAGAGUCUCUCAUCGACCGUGGAACACUCGGACGUGGAAAUGGACAACGUCGACACUCGUCAGGCUGGUCAACGCGGGAGGACUCCGAGGUCUGAGUUCGGCACUCCUGCGUUUGUGCGCGAUGAUGAGACUAUGAGUCAAUUCAGCCGCACCAGCGGUAACGACAUUCGCAACAAGAAGCUCCGGAUCAAGCGCUUGGUUCCGAAUGAGUUUGGCGAAAUGCGUGAGGAAACUGUGACGAUUACUGAUCCUGAGGUCAUCAAGGCCUACACGCGUAGGAAGAAGGAGCAGCAGCUUCAGAGCAUGCGGAUCGAGGAUAUGCAGUUGACAGGCAAUGCCGAGUUCGAUGCUGAGCAGAGGAAAGCCUUGAGAGCUGAGCUGGCGCGCCUGCAGCGCAACGUGGAACGUCGUGAAGGUCGCGAGAAGGCCAAAGGCAUCCACAGCCAGUCAUCCAUUCCAGGUACGCCUGGUGCCGGAGCUGGUCGGACGGGCACUGGUGCGACGCCUCGCAAGUGCGCCAACUGCGGCGAGGUCGGCCAUAUCAAGACUAACAAGAAACUCUGUCCUCUUCUUAAUGGGCAAAAGAAGCAGAGCGAUACCUUCAAGGAUGCUUCUGCUGCAACUGCAGCGUCCCCCGUGGCGGUCCCCGCGACGCCCAUGUCGGCGGCUUCGCCUUAAACACCAUCUAUCUUUUCGCUUUUGCCCUUCGUACACAGGAUGGCUCGGUGUCUGCACGGCGCCGUGAUUCCUUUUUCAAUACGUAAUCAACAAACAUCAUGUUCUUUGGUAUGCAUAGCGCCGGAGUUGGAGGAUUACUCGGUUUGGUUUCGGGUCACUGCGCAAUAUGCGCCUUUCCAAGGUUGGGACGGACGGAUUUGCAUUGGCUUGGAAGGCGCUCAGCAUUGCGAUGGGUAUGGGCUGACCGCCUCAAUUGGGCACUACUCAAGGGUAUCUAUCAGUCGUGUUUUUGAUAAUAGCGAAUGGCGGGCGGACUCGAGUAUACUGCUCUUGUCCUGAUACGUAUGCUGUGUAUACCCGCAUGAAGUUGAUUAUUCUGUUGUUGCCAUUCCUUGUAUCUGCACACCCACAGGGAG